Messenger RNA from Chironomus riparius, 1006 nucleotides. Lineage: Eukaryota; Metazoa; Arthropoda; Insecta; Diptera; Chironomidae. The record is from the annotation of a GenBank genome assembly.
GAAAUUUUCAAAAGAAAACAGAAAAAAAUAAAUAAUAAAAACAAAAUUUUAAUAAGAUUUACUGAUAUUGACACUUUAAUUAUGGCUACAAAAGUAAAGCAGGAAAGCGAUUCAAAAUCUGAAGCUCGCUCGAAAUUAAAUGAAGCAUUAGCGUUGGCUGAGACUGAAGUACAUAAUAUGCUGGGAUCAGAGGAAGAAGAAGAGGUAGAGGACGAGGAAAUGCUUGAGCAAGAAGAUGAGGAAUUAGUUGAUACAAAAACAAUCAUUAAAUCAGAACAUGUUGAAGGACAGAAUGAGGAUUUACUUGGACAGGACGAAGAAAUUUUGGAUGAAGAAGACGAGGAAUAUGCUCCGAUUAAAAAGGAACCGAAAUCAUCAGUGAAAUUACCAAAACCAGUUCAAUUACCAUCAUAUAUAAUGAAACUGUUUGAUAGAAGCGUUAAUUUGGCGAAAUUUGAUGAAGAUACACCGUUAUAUCCUCUUUGUCGUGCAUGGAUGAAAAACCAGCCACGAGCACCAGCAGUUAAAAGUGAAAAAACGACAGAUCCAAUUAUUCAAACAGUUGAAGACGGAGAUGUUGUUGAAAUGCCCAAAAUAAGAAUUCGUAAACCAAAGCAUGCAGCAUCAAAGCCUGAAAAUAAGCUUAACAAAAAAGACUUUGAUAAGCUUAUAGACUCUGAAGUAUGGACGAAAGAAAAACUCCUAGAAUACCAUCGUACUCAAUGGCUAGAUGAAAAGGCGAGACAAAUUGAGACAUCCAGGAUAUUUGAAGAGAAACAUUUUACAGCAAAUUUACAAUUACUUGACUCGUUGCGAAAAGACGCUGAGGAAUGAUAAUUUAAUAACUUUUGAUUUAUAUCUUUUCGUAUUUUCUCUUAUUGGUUUAGAGCAUCUUAUAUACUUUUACACAUUUUAUUUCCUUCCUUUUGAAUGCUAUACUGUAUAUUUUACAAGACUUUAUGAAAUAAACGUAAAUCAGAUUUUUUUUUAAUUUAAAGAAGAACAA